Messenger RNA from Spodoptera littoralis (African cotton leafworm), 834 nucleotides. NCBI's taxonomy places the organism in Eukaryota, Metazoa, Arthropoda, Insecta, Lepidoptera, Noctuidae. The record is from the annotation of a GenBank genome assembly.
AUGCAUGUGGUAACCCCUUUGCUGUUGGUGUGGGCACUCUGCGGAGUCCGUGGUGUGAUAAGAACACCGUUGGAGGCGUUCAGGCCUUCAGGAGAAAUACACUUGAGGAGGCCAGACAAAAUACCGUUCCUGCCGCACAAGAGACUACCAGUACCAUCAAAAAGUGAUCUCAAGAUAUUAUACCAAACUGGGGGUUCCGAGGAAGAUCUCCCAGAUUGUCGACCGCGGCAGGUGUGCAGUAAAGUGGACCUCUACGAUGCGACACAGCCCUGGAUCGAGAGGAAAUGUCGCUGUUUGGGUCAUAGGCCGUGCUCUAGUGACCUCACGGCCGAUGACAAUCACACGUUAUCAGAUAAAACAACGCUGUAUAAGACGUGUGAGCCCGUGAAGCGGUUGCCUAAGUGCAAAUACUUCAAGGAUGCGGCUUGGAUCAUCUAUUCGUUUCCCGACAGCAAUGCGACUCAGCAAAUCGUCAAUUGUCACUGCCCCAAGUUCUCAGUGACGUAUCUAUUGAAAAAGCUGCCGUACACGACACCUAGCGGAGAACAGGGGAACCAGUACCAGUUUGCGUGUUCGCCGCAAAGCAGGCUACGUUGUUCAAGAAAGGAGCCCUGCAAGUUGUUCAGCGCAAGGCGACGACAUGAACAAAUCGAUGAAGUGAACGCGAACACAAUAUGCCAGUGUCCACGAGGCCACACAUGUCCCAGGCAUCAUACGGAGACGGGAGUGCUGGCCGGCAUCACGUACGCGGCUGAGGACAUUCGCACGUAUCACGGGUACUGCAUGCCCGAACCUCCACCCGACGCGUACAGGUUCGUCGGAGACAAAGAUUGA